Molecule: messenger RNA, 3242 nt
Organism: Culex quinquefasciatus (southern house mosquito)
Lineage: Eukaryota; Metazoa; Arthropoda; Insecta; Diptera; Culicidae
Product: zinc finger protein 628
Exons: 5
Coding region: 157-2763 (868 amino acids)
Biological process (GO): neurogenesis
Cellular component (GO): nucleus
Molecular function (GO): zinc ion binding
Source: RefSeq, a predicted model, not a curated record
ACAGCUCUCCCGAUGCGUCAGUUCAUUAUUUACUUGCUCGCGCUCGAAACACAAAAACCAAAAAUUUUCCCAUCUCGAUCGUCGCGCGUGUUUCAUUUUCUCCAGGGGCCGCUCAAAUUCCGACUCGUCCGCGCGUGAAAUGCGUCCAACUCCACAAUGGUAAACUGUUGCGUGCAAGCGUGCCCGUCGAACGCAGCGACGGACGGCGCCGGUGGCGUCUCGUACUUUCGCUUCCCGGUGGUGCGAAGUGACCGCGAACAUCGGGACAUUUCCCGGGACCGGCGCGCGGCCUGGGUGAAGGCUACCGCCGUCGCUAGUCGGCCCGAUGUGAACGUGGACUACGCGUUGGUGUGCAGCCGACACUUUGUCUCCGGACGGCCGGCCAAGCUGGAGCAGGUGGAGAGCGUGGAUUGGGUUCCGACGCGGUUUAUGACCGGGACGACGGCUGGCGUGGAUUUGGAGCAGGCCAUUCCACCGAAUACGGUGACCACGAAGAUGACGGAGAUUAUUAGGACAGAUACGAGCAAAAUAUGCCGCCUGUGUCUGGGCAAGGAGGUGAAGCUGACACGGCCGUUUAAGGAUCAGGUCGGGACGAACACGGCGCUGCUGCAGAAGAUCUACGAAUGUACAACCGUGAAGAUCACGCUAAAGGCCACCUACCCCGCGGCCAUCUGUGCAAUAUGCGACACCAAGCUGCUCGAGUACAGCAAGUUCCGCGCCAAGUGCAUCGAAAACGACGGCAUUCUGCGGCUCCUACUAGAUGACAUCGGCGUCGACGGCAAGGAAUCGCCGUCACCGUCGCCGGAGACCACGUCGGCUGACGGAGACGAGGAAGACGUCGUCCGCGAGUCGGAGGAGUUCAAGGACCUGCAGCUGCAGCUGUACGGCUCGUCGGACGAGACCACCGUGAGCCAGAGCGAGUUUGCCGGGACGGCGACGGAUGGGGGAGCGUCGUCGUCGACGGAGGCUGCACCAGACGUGGUGACGCCACCCGUCGUGACCAGACCCACGAUCAGUGUGAAGCCGAUUUCAAGCCUGGCGGCAGUGGCGACUCCGCCCAGUGAACCUAAGCAGGAUGCGGUUGUGAGUGGCGGUAAUCCGAAUCAGAAGGAGGUCAACGGCGUUCCGGCGGUGGUUGGUCCCGACGGACGGUUGGAGUGUGUGAUUUGCGCAAGGCCCUUUCGGAACACGUACACGCUUAAGCGGCACAUGAAUCUACACACCGAGGAGAAUUUGUUCACGUGUGAGUAUUGUGGAAAGAAGUUCAACGACCGAUCGAACUGGAAGAUCCAUUUGAGGGCCCACACCGGAGAUAACCUGCUCCGGUGCGCCGUCUGCUUCAAGACGUUCAUCUCGCCAUCGACGCUCAAGUAUCACCUGAGGGCGCAUCGCAAGCUGCAAGUGUUCGAGUGUCGGUUCUGCGCCGAAACGUGCGAGUCGUACGACCUCCUGGCGGAUCACGUCAACGCCAAGCACGGGGACAUCCGGGUUGAUGACUUGGCUGGCAAAGGGGACGAUUCGUUCAUCGCCGGGGACUUUUUGAAGAUCGAAAUGGAAGCGGACGAGACGACGCUUUCGGGCGCCGACGUGGACAUGGAAGAACCGAUGCCGGAACCUCCGCCACUGAUUCCGGCUCCAACGGUGAGGAAGGUGGUGCAAGCGCCAGCGGCCGUGAUCGAGGAACCUGCGGUAAAGAUCAAGGAGGAGAUUUUGGAUGUGGACGAGAUUGACAUCAAACAGGAGCCGGUGGACAAUGAAACGCUGGAACCGGAUCCGGACGGAGUGCAUCGUACGCUGUCGUCGAUUCUGCCACCCGCGGAGGAAGAAUCGCCCCCGGUGAUCCUGUUCCGGUGCGAUUACUGCAUGAAGAUCUUCAAAUACUUGUACGAGCUGCGAGUCCACAUGAAGAUCCAUAACGGAUCCAAAAUCCCGGUCGCGCCGGAAGACACGACACCACCACCCGCGAAGCGCGUCCGCCAUCCGUCGAUCGACGAGGACGUCGCGGAGUUGGCGAACGCGCCCCUCCCCGAACACCAAUGCUCCAAGUGCGACAAGUGCUUCCGGACGGAGGAACUCCUCAAGGUGCACAUCGAGACGCACAAAACGGACGAGGACAUUACGCAGGCCCGGUCCUGCAAGGUCUGCUUCAAGACGUUCAAGUGCGAGCUCAAUCUGGUCUCGCACAUCAAGAAGCACCACCUGUACGAGUCGUACGUGAGCGAGCAGCAACAGCAGCAGGGCGUCCCAGCCGCCGCAGCGACGUCCUCCUCAACGGUCAACGACAAACCCGCCUCGCCGGACAGCAGCAGCAACGAUGGCGCCGGAACGGCAGAUUCCGGCGCCGAGGGCUCCACCUCCGGAGGCGAUCGCCGGUGCGAGAUCUGCGCGCUCACCUUCAACUGCCCGUACAAGCUGGAGAAGCACGUGCUGACCCACUUCAAGAACAACGAGGCGGUCGCGUUCGUGCCAUCGGCCGAUCGGCCCUACAAAUGCACCGAGUGCCAUAAGCGGUUCAAGCGCAAGGACUACCUGCUCAUCCACAUCCGGACGCACACGGGCGAGCGGCGCCACAAGUGCGACCUCUGCUCGAGCGCGUUCGUGCAUCCCUCGAAUCUGAUCACCCACAGGAAACUCCACUCGAACGAGCGACCCUUCAAGUGUGACCUCUGCUCGGCCGCGUUCAAGCUGUACGCGGGGCUGAAAAUCCACCGCAAGCGGUGCGUGCUCAAGUAUCUCCAGGAGAACAGCGUUUCGAUUACGUAGGCGCGCCGCUAAAUGUUCAAAACAACAAUUGUAAAUUGCAACAAAUCACUACUUCCUCCCCAAGAAUCGGUUACGUUUAGAAGAUGUUUUGUGGUUAAGAUUUUUUUUUUCACUUUUAUUAUUUUUUUCGCUUGACAAAAUUUAUUUUUACGUUGACGGCGAUAAGGCAGAUAAGACUUUUAGCCAGCAAACACCCCUUUAAUUUCUCUUGCAAAUGUAUGUUUUCAAGCUGUAUUAGGAUAAGUCGAAUAAUUUUAGUUCGUAUGUAUUUGUGGCAUGAAUGAGCGAGAGAGCGAGCGUGUUGAGUGUCUGGACAAUUUACGUCAGAAGCAUGUAAGUAAAAAUUACAACUCUUUAGUUUAGUAGCAGCCUCACGUAAAUGUGGUAAACAGAGAUAUGUUAAAUUGUAAAAAAUGUCAUAAUAAUUGUAAAACAUUCUUCAAGCAAUUUGGGAAUAAAAUAAAGAUUAAAAUAAUUUA